Messenger RNA from Dermochelys coriacea (leatherback sea turtle), 744 nucleotides. RefSeq names its product olfactory receptor 1009-like. Gene Ontology annotation, biological process: G protein-coupled receptor signaling pathway; sensory perception of smell. The record is from RefSeq and is a predicted model, not a curated record. Gene Ontology annotation, molecular function: odorant binding; G protein-coupled receptor activity; olfactory receptor activity. NCBI's taxonomy places the organism in Eukaryota, Metazoa, Chordata, Testudines, Dermochelyidae. Gene Ontology annotation, cellular component: membrane.
CUUAAAAAUUUAAAUGAGGUUGACAUCUGCUACUCCUCUGUGGUCAUCCCCCGGCUGCUGGCUGAUUUCCUCACCACCGACAAGUCCAUCUCCUACACUGGCUGCAUGGCACAGAUGGCUUUCUUCUUACUCCAUGGCACAGUGGAGUGCCUGCUCCUGGCCACCAUGGCCUAUGACCGGUUUCUGGCCAUCUGCCACCCCCUUCUCUACCACACUCUCAUGUCCAGGGGGAUGUGCGUACGACUGGUGGCUGUGGCCUACACCCUCAGCAUGGCCAACUCAGCCGUGCAGACCAGCAAUGUCUUCUGGCUUCCCUUCUGCGGCCCCAACAACAUCAAUCACUACUUCUGUGAUAUCCCCCCUCUGCUGCAGCUCGUGUGCACCGACACCAUCACGGCCAGUAUUCUCUACAUCUUCUCCGCCCUGGACAUGACCACCUUGACCAUCAUCCUGGUGUCCUACUGCUACAUCCUGGUCACUGUUGGGAGUAUGAGCUCAGCAGAGGUCCGCCGGAAGGCCCUGUCCACCUGUGCCUCCCACUUCACAGCCAUCUUCCUCUUUUAUGGCACAGUCUUCUUCAUGUACAUCAAGCCCAGAGCAGCAGACUCAAUGGAUCAGGACAAGGUCAUCUCAGUGUUCUACACCAUUGUCAUCCCCAUGUUGAACCCCCUGAUCUAUAGCCUGAGGAACAGGGAGGUAAAGGACUCCCUGAAAAGGAAGAUCUGUGGGAAGAUAUUUCCUUAA